AUGGAUACAAGCAGUCAAUUUAGAUGGUUUCUGACUUUGAUUUUGAUUGGAACUGUAAACCAAGUAUUCUCUAAGCCAUUCAGUGUUACUAUAGGAGCUGCAUUAAGCUCGGAACAUCAUCAAGAUAUAUUUCGUCAAGCAGUCGCUGCAUUAAAUCGUCACAUUUCACCUGAUGUGGUGUUCAAUUCGACUUCCAUAUUAAUGGAUGCCAACCCUAUACGGUCUGCUCUAGAUGUUUGUGAUAAACUGUUACCACAGAAUAUAUUUGCUGUAAUAGCUAGUCAUCCUAACUCUAGUAACCAAUCACCAAUAUCAGUGUCCUAUACUUGUGGUUUUUAUAAUAUUCCUGUUAUUGGUAUUACAGCAAGAGAUAGUGCUUUCUCUGAUCAGAAUGUUCACUCAACAUUUUUACGAACUGUACCGCCAUUUGCUCACCAAGCAGAUGUAUGGGUAUCAUUGUUACAGUAUUUUAAAUGGUCACAAGUUGUAUUGAUAGUUGGAACUGAUGAAGAAGGGAGAAGUAUAUUGAGUCGAUUCCAAACAGUGGCUGAACCAUUAAAGAUAACAAUUGAAAAGGUGGUGAAAUACAUUCCAGGAGAGUCGAACUAUACUGGAUCAUUAUUAAACUUAUAUUCUGCUCAAGCUAGAGUUAUAUUGAUGUCAGCUUCAUUGGAAGAUGCCGAACAGCUCUAUACAGAUGCCAACAAUUUGAGGCUCACUGGAGAAGACUUUGCCUGGAUUGUCACUGAACAAGCCUUUUCAGCAUUAAGUGCACCCAUAGGUUUAAUUGGAUUACAUCUUAUUAAUGGUAGUAAUGAAGAUGCUCAUAUUCGUGAUAGUGUAUCAAUAUUAGGACAUGGUUUUGAGAAGAUAAUAAAAGAACAUAAUAUUACUAAACCACCAUCUCAAUGUCAAGAUAUCAGUAAAUGGCAGGAUGGUAAUAGAGUCAUGCAAUACCUACGUAAAACUAAACUAGAUCACGGUGAAACAGGACAUGUUAGUUUUAAUGAUAGAGGUGAUAGAAUGAAUCCUGUUUAUGAAAUACAGAAUAUUAAUAUGGAUAAUAAAGUGUUUGCUAUUGGUCUGUAUGGUAGUGUUAAGAAUAUAUCUGAACAGUUAAGAAUGAUGGGUGAAAUAACAUGGCCUGGUGGAGUAACAGUACAACCUAAAGGACAGAAAAUCUCCAGAAAUCUUACAGUUGUAACUAUAGCUGAGAAACCAUUUGUUGAUGUACUUGUUUUAGAACCUGGUGAGAAGUGUCAGUAUGAUGAUAAAAUGAGGACCUUUCCAUGUGCUCAUUUAAAUACUACAACAGAGACAACUAUGCAUUGUUGUAGUGGUUAUUGUAUGGAUAUGUUAGAUGAAAUAUCCAAAAUUGUGAAUUUUACAUUAACUAUACAUUUGAGUACAGAUGGUCUGUUUGGCUCUUUUGAGAGACAUAAUGGUACUAAACAGAGACAUUGGAAUGGUAUGAUAGGUGAAUUGUUAUCUAAUAAAGCUGAUCUAAUAGUUGCUCCAUUGACUAUUAAUCCUGAACGAGCUAAAGUUAUAGAUUUUACUAAACCAUUUAAAUAUCAAGGUUUAACAAUACUUGUCAAGAAGACCACUAAAGAUUCAAGUUUGGCAUCAUUCUUACAACCAUUUCAAGAUACAUUAUGGAUAUUGGUAGGAUUGUCUGUACAUGUGGUAGCUCUAGUAUUAUAUUUACUAGAUAGAUUUAGUCCCUUUGGUAGAUUUAAACUGGCUAAAAGUGAAGAUACAGAAGAAGAUGCCUUGAACCUAUCUAGUGCUAUGUGGUUUGCUUGGGGUGUCUUGUUGAACAGUGGUAUUGGAGAGGGUACACCAAGAAGUUUCAGUGCUAGAGUAUUAGGAAUGGUAUGGGCUGGAUUUGCUAUGAUCAUAGUAGCUUCAUAUACUGCUAACUUAGCUGCCUUUUUGGUGUUAGAUAGGCCUGAAGCUUCUAUAUCUGGUAUUGAUGAUCCUAGGUUGAGAAAUCCUAAUGAUAAGUAUCACUAUGCUACUGUUAAAGGUAGUGCUGUAGAGAUGUAUUUUAAAAGACAAGUUGAACUAUCUACUAUGUAUAGAACAAUGGAGAAUAAGAAUUAUCAAACAGCAGAAGAAGCUAUUGAAGCUAUUCGACAAGAGAGUCUGCAAGCAUUUAUUUGGGAUUCACCAAGAUUAGAAUAUGAAGCUGCUAGAGAUUGUAAUCUAGUGACUGCUGGUGAAUUAUUUGGAAGAUCUGGGUUAGGUAUUGGUUUACAGAAAAACAGUCCCUGGACACAAGAAGUUUCAUUAGCCAUUCUUAAACUCCAUGAAAAGGGUUUUAUGGAGAAGUUAGAUAAUGAAUGGAUAUUAGCUGAGAGUUCAUCUGCCUGUCCUGAAAGUAAUUCAGCUCCAGCUACACUUGGUUUAACUAAUAUGGCAGGUGUAUUUAUGAUGGUAGCUGGUGGUAUAGUUGCUGGGGUAUUAUUGAUAUUUGUUGAAAUAGCUUAUAAACGUCAUCGUGGUUUGAAAGAAAAAGAAUUAGAACUAGCCAGAAAUGCUGCUGAUAGGUGGAGAGGCAAUAUUGAGAAACGGAAAAAGUUGCGAGCAACAUGGCAAUUUCUUCAUUCAUUAAAUGAUGGAACAUCACCACCCUAUCCUGCAGGUGGUGUGAACUUUGUCUAA
This is a messenger RNA of Lottia gigantea (owl limpet), 2667 nucleotides long. RefSeq lists its product as hypothetical. The transcript is spliced from 17 exons. Gene Ontology annotation, cellular component: NMDA selective glutamate receptor complex; neuron projection; plasma membrane. The coding region runs from base 1 to 2667 and encodes 888 amino acids. Lineage: Eukaryota; Metazoa; Mollusca; Gastropoda; Lottiidae. Gene Ontology annotation, molecular function: NMDA glutamate receptor activity. The record is from RefSeq and is a predicted model, not a curated record. Gene Ontology annotation, biological process: chemical synaptic transmission; monoatomic ion transport; regulation of membrane potential.